AUGCCAUCGAGCCUGUUCCAGGUCGCUCGCCUCACCCGGCCAGCGAGGAUACGGUGCCGGCCAACAUUGGCGCUCUUGCCUCCAUCACAGCUCCCUCACCAUCGCACCUUCACGCCAUCCGCAAUUACGGCACGAACAGUGACACCAAAGCGCGACCUCGGCGUCCCCGAGAACUUGCAUCGCAAGUCUGAGAAGUCAGACUAUGAGCAGGCCAUGAUGCUUGCAGAUUCUGGCAGCGGCAAUGACAAGGAAGCCAUCGCUCGUGAGAUGCGCACGUCCAAGCUGCCUUCCUUGUUCAAGUACAUGGCGCUGAAGAAGAUGAACGCCGCCAUCGAAACUACGAAAUCCAAGAAGGUCCAGGAUGAGACUAUCUUGGCAGCUGCGUCGUCGUUUGCUCCAGAGAAGGGACCUUCCUCGCCACUGGACAAGCCCCGCCAGCCAGUCCCGGGAUCUUCCAAGGCUGAAAUCGUCACCGAGCAAGGACUUCGUCGCAACCCGGUCGGUGUGCAACUGCUCUCCAAGCGCAUGCACGAACAGAUCUUCCCUGGCAAGCGACUCCCUGCAGCACCAUCAGCCCUAUUGAGCGUUUCCAAGAGUCACCUCGCCGACAAUGGCCUGUCUCCGGUCGGAGCCGCCGUGCUGCCUGAAAUUUCGUUUGAUUUGCCACCACUGGAAGGAAACAACAUUCGCGAGCACUUUCAUGCCGUGGGAGCACACACGGCCGAGCCAUACCGCUCCAUGGCCAAGGAGUUUGCCGACGCAGACCUUCCGCCUGUACCUGAGAAGUGGUCGGUUGACAGACCAGGUUGGGUGCGCUAUGGACUAGACGGCAGCGUGACGCCCGUGGACAACCUGAGUGGCGAGACUCUGGUGUGCUUCGACGUGGAGACGCUGUAUAAGCUCUCCCCUUACCCCGUUAUGGCCACCGCGGCCAGUCCCAACGCCUGGUACUCUUGGUUGAGCCCAAACAUCUUUGAGGAGGCACCGACGGAGGAGGCAGAGCCGCGCCCUCAAUGGGAUAAGACUUUGAACGAGCACCAUGCCCGCACUCUUGUUCCGCUGUUUGGCGACAGCAAGCUCCCGUCCAUUGCUAUCGGUCACAACGUUGGCUAUGAUCGUCAGCGCGUCGCGGAAGAGUAUUCUCUGGACCGCACACCGACCAGAUGGCUUGAUACGCUCUCCCUUCACGUAGCCACUCGUGGCAUCACGUCUGUUCAGCGCCCGACCUGGAUCAAGCAUCGGAACAACAAACGUGACAAGAUCAAGAACGACUUGGACACCAUGGACAUGCUGCAACAGGAGGCGGCCAGCAGUGGUGAUGCGCUUUUAUCAGAAAGCUUGCGAGAGUGGAAAGCAAACAUCAACGAAAGUGAUCCUCAAGUCGAAGUACAGACCUGGGAGGAGACGACCAGCGUAAACUCUCUUGCCGACGUGGCCAAACUCCACUGUGGAAUUGAGGUGGACAAGAGUAUCCGAGACACAUUUGGUGACGAGAAGGUCAAGCAUGCGUCUCAACUGCGGCCCGACCUCCAGGACUUGCUAAAGUACUGCGCCAACGACGUCAAGGUCACACACGACGUGUACAAGGUCGUCUUCCCGCUCUAUCUUACCAGCUGCCCACACCCUGCGUCGUUUGCAGGUGUCCUCUCCAUGGGUAACAGCUUCCUGCCCGUCGACCACAGCUGGGGCAAGUACCUGGAGGCUGCCGAAUCCAUGUACCAGGACCUGCGUGAGGACGUCCGCGUGGCCCUCCGCACCCUUGCCGAUAGGUUGAAGAGGGAAGGCCAAAACGACCAAGACCCCUGGACCAGGCAGCUUGACUGGUCGCCCAAGAAUGCUCGAUGGCCAGACGGCUUUGGAGAGGACCCCGCCGGUGCUUCCACUGAAGCCGCCGAGUCUACUCUUGAACCAGUUCCGUCUGCCAGCACUGUGCCGACGUUACCACAAUGGUACGAGCCUAUUGCGGCCAAGCGUGACACAGUCUUGGAGGCCAAGUUCCAGCGAGACAUUGUCCCAUUACUCCUCAAGAUUUCGUGUCACGGUUAUCCCGUGUAUCAGAUCAAGGGACAUGGCUGGUGUUUCUCUGUCCCUUGGGACACGAUGCCCGACUUCAUCGACCUCCACGGCGCCCCUAUCGAGCUUGGACCUGGGGAAAUCGCCCUGGAGCCAUUGGCUGAGCAAUUUGCAUUCUUCCGCUGCUCCCUGAUGGGAGCCAGCAAGCGCACCAAGCUCACUGGCGCCACCAUUGCCAAGGACGUUAAGAAGGGUGUCCUCACGAGCCCUUAUCCCGAGCUUCUCCAGAAGCUCACCAAGGGUAUCAAGGAUGUCGAGGACGAGCUCGUUGCCCUUGCCGAGGAGACCAGGAAGGCUGGAUCCCAGGACAGCUGGAGUGCUCAGUUGGACUGGACCACUUCAACUGGCGACGCGAAGAAGUCUACCGCGGCCUCCCGCAAAAAGGAAGCUGUUCAUGGCACUUGGCCAAAGUGGUUCUGGGACCUCACUGCAUCCCCGACGAGCAAGAAGCAAAAGUUUGGUGAGCUGGACUUGACAAUGCGCAAGACCCUUGCUCCCCUCCUUUUGCGCAUGAAGUGGCAGGGAUACCCUCUGGCAUAUAGCAAGGAGCACAAGUGGAUCUACCGUGUGCCCAAGGAGGAAGUCUCCAAGGAUACCAACUCGUCCCUUGCCGAGGUCAAGGCUGUCCACUUCAAGCCCGUGGCUGGCGACGAACGGAUUGCCGAGGACACAGAGUACGCAUACUUCCGCCUUCCGCACAAGGAUGGCGAGGGAAACAAUGUCGGCAACCCGCUAUCGAAAGCGUUCCUCAAACCCAUGGAGUCGGGAGAGCUCUCAAGCGCCCUUGCCGAUGACCCGGAUCAGCAGCUUGCCGGCGCGGCCAAGACGGCGACCAACAUGAACGCCCUGUGCUCGUACUGGAUUUCUGCGCGUGAGCGCAUCAUGGGCCAGUUUGUCGUGUUCAAGGAUGGCGCCGAGCAGGGUAUGAUCCUUCCCCAGGUCAUUACGAUGGGCACCGUCACCCGGCGUGCUGUGGAGGCCACCUGGCUUACCGCAUCAAACGCCAAGAAGAACCGUGUUGGUUCCGAGCUCAAGUCGAUGGUUCGCGCGCCCAAGGGUUACUCCAUCGUCGGUGCCGACGUCGAUUCGGAGGAGCUGUGGAUCUCGAGUGUCAUGGGCGACUCUCAGUUUGGCCUCCACGGCGCCACGGCUAUUGGGUGGAUGACUCUUGAAGGCACCAAGUCGGCGGGUACGGACCUGCACUCCAAGACUGCCAGCAUUCUGUCCAUUUCGCGUGACGCGGCCAAGGUGUUCAACUAUUCGCGUAUUUAUGGUGCAGGCAAGCCCCACGCCAUCCAGCUUUUGCUCCAGGGUGACGGCAACCUCACCACUGAGGCUGCCGACCAGCUGUCCACCAACCUACGUUUCCGCUCCAAGAACAAGGGUGUCGCCGCUGCCGGAUACAUUUGGCAUGGUGGCUCCGAGUCUUACCUCUUCAACACGCUUGAAUCCAUUGCCCUCAUGGACCGCCCCACGACCCCGGCUCUUGGUUGCGGCGUGACUCGUGCUUUGCGCAAGUCGUUCCUGGACGCAGGUCACAGCUACCUGCCCUCGCGCAUCAACUGGGUCGUCCAGUCGUCGGGUGUCGACUACCUCCACCUUCUCAUCUCUGCGAUGGAGUACCUUACAGCCAAGUACGACAUCAAGGCGCGCUACCUCAUCUCAGUACACGAUGAAGUCGCCAACGCGUGGACUCGUGCCCUCUUCUGCUACAACCUUGGUCUGGACGACAUGCCACAGGGCAUUGCCUUCUUCUCGGCUGUGGACGUAGACCACGUCCUCCGCAAGGAGACGGACAUGACGUGCGUGACACCGUCGCACCCGACCGCUCUCUCUCCAGGAGAGAGUCUCGACAUUGACCAAGUUCUCAAGAUCACUGGCGGAUCGCUGGGCACCGACGUGCUCCCCAACCCACUCCCCCGUGUGGCAGACCCCGGCCCGCCCGUGCGCAUAUUUGACGACCUCGCUUCCCCUGCCCACAAGCGCUACCUCGUUGCUCAGGCAGGCACAUCGGCGCGUAACGCCAAGAUGUGGCUCGACAGCCAGCCUCCCCUCCCCGACCAGCCGCCACCAAAGGCCAAAAAGGCUACCAAGCCUCGCACGCCCAAGGCGACAGUCCAAACUGCCGACAUUUCUGACAUUUCUGAGUCUACCAAAGUCUCUUUUACCCCGCCUGAUAUCCCCCUCGACCUCUUGGCCGCACUCAAGGAGGACGUAGAGUAUGCGCACUUGACCGACGACGAGGGACUGGGUCACAGCCGAAGCUGGGACAAGGACUGGACGCCGCCCAAGGACAUGUACUUCCACCCACAGAUGAUGUCGCACAAGUAG
Apiotrichum porosum is the source of this 4404-nucleotide messenger RNA. It is a transcript of the gene MIP1, whose product is annotated as DNA-directed DNA polymerase gamma mip1. The transcript is spliced from 6 exons. NCBI's taxonomy places the organism in Eukaryota, Fungi, Basidiomycota, Tremellomycetes, Trichosporonales, Trichosporonaceae. Gene Ontology annotation, molecular function: DNA-directed DNA polymerase activity; 3'-5' exonuclease activity; DNA binding. Gene Ontology annotation, cellular component: gamma DNA polymerase complex; mitochondrion. Gene Ontology annotation, biological process: mitochondrial DNA replication. The coding region runs from base 1 to 4404 and encodes 1467 amino acids. The record is from RefSeq and is a predicted model, not a curated record.